GGAAAAUCGAUAUUUAUCAUGCGUUCUCCGAGUCGACAACGGAUCACACAUGUGCGAAAUUCAACUUUGGUGUUGGUGAUGUACGAUGUCUUCACUUUUGUGUAUGAAACAACCAGGCGGAUCUGUUAAGAUCCAUUCUGAAGAUAUAGUGAAAGAACUUACACAAGACAAGGAUGCACCGCAAGUUCACAUGUCAGCUAGUAGGAGUAGACGCAGACCAAGCAGAAGGUCCGAUACAUCUUUGUCUAACCACCGCCAGACAGGAACUAAUGGAGUAGACUCCAAAAGUCUCAUUGGUCAAUCACUGAAAAUCCAGGAUUGGUUGAAUGAAAAAACAGUAAAAGACUUACAGGAGAAGUCUGACUCUGAAUCAAAAUCUGUGAAGAAAUUGUAUGGACCAUUACUGGAAGCAGAGACUACAUUUGUCAGGGAUGUGGAUGAGUACCUCGGAGACAAGGAGCUGCUGGAUCUCAGGAAGAAGGAGCUGUUACACAAGAAGUGGAAUGACCAGGUGUAUGAGCCCCUCCGUAAACAGAUCAUCGGUGUCAUGGAUGGUUAUGACUGGCCAGAUCUUGACCGCAGGAAACGAGAGAUGCACAAGCAAUACUUGGAAUUUCUGAAUGAUAAGGGGCAUGUUUUCCUGGACACCAUGGAUCCUGGAGAGUAUUAUGCACAGGCCCUCACUGGCCACAGACCUGCACCCAUCAAGGUUGAGACAGAAGCACUUCGAGACCCACUCUUGUCCCAGAGUCGAGAGCGGAACAUGGAAGAACGGACCAUUCUGCGAUGCAUGACCGGAACACGAUACACAGACCAGGAUCUGGAACAGGUCAAGCUGCCCCCUCUACCACUGGUCCCCCUGGGGCGCCAUGGCACCGACAGUCUGCAGUGGCUGCAGAUGCCAUUAGUCAAUAUAGAGAGCUCUCCAAGACAGAUAAGCAGGCGCCGAAUGCAUGGCCACGGAACAACCAGCAUGUUAAAUUUCGAGGAGUGGGCCCAACAAGAGUUUGACCCCCAAAUUGUCGACCGAGAGCUGCAGUGUCAGAAGAAACGCAUGUUCAAGGUGACCCCGCCGUACAACACUGUCCCCGUGGAGGUGCCACGCCCACCCAUGAUCGUGCAUCACGACAGAGGGGAACAUCAAGUAGUGACCAAAUGUAUCUGACCUCACAGAUACUGGACAAUGUCGGAAUCUCUGGACUGUUGUGUUGCAGUGGGAAACUUUACCAAAUGUGCAGAGUAGUUUAAUUAACAUUGCAUUUGAAAAAUUAACAUCAAUCUUGUCUGUCUAUGGUACAAAUAGUCGUGUGAAAUGCAACCAGUCAGUUGUAUGGUAAUCAUUUUUAUUGCAUUUAUUGAUCCUUGUAGAAUGGUACCUGGGAAGAACAAAACUUGUCAGUUUAUGGUGCUUUAACAGCGAUCAAUGUGAUUUAUUUAUGUGAACUUUCAGUUUUGAAUUAUACACUGAUUAAAAUUCUUCCUGAUGUAAGCUAGAAUGGUUGUUUGUUGAGAAAGUCAACAAGAAUUGGAUAUUGAGACCAAUAAUUUAAAUUUUUGUAAACUUUCUUUUGAAAGUGUUUGAUACACUGUUCUGAACCUGUAAUGAUUUGUUAAACUCUCAAUGAAGAGACUUUGUUUUAUAUUGUUAUUUCUCCAUUAAUGUUUUUUCUGUAUUUUCAAACCUAGAAAGUGAUGAUUGAAUUUAUAUGAAUCAGUUUGUAAUUUCUUGUUACCCAUAUCUUACAUAUUUGGUGAUGUCCUUUACUCAUCACUGAACUUUUGGAUCUCCAAUACAUGGUUGUUAGGCAAUAGAAUUGGUUGCUAGGUAAAUGUAUGAUGUAUAUCUUUAUAAUUUUAAGCCAAUUUGUUUUGAUAUAUUCACGAACUCACAUCAGCACAAGAACUAAAUAUAUUUACCAUAUUUGCACCCAAUCUUUUGAACGUGUAAAAGCAAUUAUGUAUUUCUUGUAUGUGAUAUACUGCUGACUUACGUAAUAUAUUCUUAUGUACAAUACAUUCAUAUGUAUAGUGCCUGAAUGCAUCUUCCUGUGGCUGCCUCUGUAGGCUCCAACUGCUGUUGUUUAUAUGUAUCUCCAGUGACUGCUAUGAGUUAUUUAUGUAGAUACAUGUUGUUUAUAUUCUAUACAGUCUUGUCUUUCAUCCAGCAUAAAUGCCUUAGCUAACAAGCAGUAUUAUCUAACACUGAAGGCAACACAACUUGCACAAGUCUGUAACUGAGAGCUACGUUUUUAAAGAACUGAUCAGGUUGAUUUUUGACAAUGAAAAAGAAUAAUGGAAAGUAAAGGGUGUUCUGAAUGUUUUACUUGUCAAGGAUUGUUGCCCAGUGUUAUUUUUUUGUAGGUUACUGUUCCAUGUUGGACACGGUUACUGUUUAGUGUACAGAAAUAAACAUUCUUUUAUUUGACAAUA
This is a messenger RNA of Haliotis rubra (blacklip abalone), 2430 nucleotides long. Its product is annotated as protein FAM228B-like. NCBI's taxonomy places the organism in Eukaryota, Metazoa, Mollusca, Gastropoda, Lepetellida, Haliotidae. Bases 86 to 1165 code for a protein of 359 amino acids. The record is from RefSeq and is a predicted model, not a curated record. The transcript is spliced from 8 exons.